UGCAGUUUGUGAGCACGAUCGAAAGCUUGUCACCGCACAAGAUGCGCUCCACCAGCUACCCGCGCGUGCCUCGCGCAUUGUUUUGCUCUGCCCUUCUUUUGAGCCAACAUGCGGUCGUAGACGCCAACAACUGGGCAACGGGGCGAGCCUCUUCUUCGCGAUCCUCCACCCUGGCGGUGAUGCAACCUGGCGGAAGGAACAGGCCCAUCCGCGACUGGAAGGCGAUCAAGAGGGAGGCAGAGGAGAAAAGGAAGAACAAGGCAGAGGAGAAGGCCGAUGAGGCUGUUGAAGCUGCCCAAGAGACGGUGGAACAGGUCCUGGAUGAGCAAGUAGACCAGCAGCUGGAGACGGUGUCCGCGGAGGCGCUCGACAUGGAGGAGGACACGGCCGAGGAUAUUGGGAUCAUGCUGGCCAAGGUUGUCGUGAUCGCUACUGCUGGAGUGUAUGGCAUCAAGAAGGUGGUCGCGUUCGCGAAAGCCUUCACGAAGGCCCGCAAGGACAGGAAAAGCUCGGGAGAAGAAGGGGGAGGGGUAGCCGACGGCUUGUCUGCUGUGGCUGCCACGAAAGACGCCAAGGACAAGGACGAUGACAACGACAACGGAGGGGGAGAUGCAGAGGUGGCGAGUGGCGGAAACAAGGAGGGCGAUGCGGCUGCGGAGGAAGAGGUGGACGAGACGACGGAUGGGUUUGUCACAGCAGACGAGGAAGAGGAGGACUCGGCAUCGGAGAUGCUAGCAGGCAUGGGCAAAGCGGCCAAAGACAUGAAGAAGAGGGCAAAGGAUAGCCUUGAAAACUUGAAGAGCGGUCUCGGAGAAGCCACCGGCAGAGGAGAUGAGGAUGUCCAGGGGGCUGGGGAGGGCGACUCUCCUCCAAGCCUCCCGAAAGGCGUUGCCGGGGGUAAAGUUGACGUGUCGUACGUUUGAAGUGAAGAUUAGAAAACGUGUGUUGUGUGUAGACUUUGUAGAUGCAUCUCGACCGUAGCAUCCUUCUAGAGCAGCGUGGUCGCGUUUUUAGCACCUGAACGUCGGCACGUUCGGGAUGCUUUUUUAGUUUUUUUUUUCUCUCGCCUUUGUUCGUUGCCACGUGCAAAGACAAGGCGCAGCCACUGCCAUAUCGAGAGGGUAAACUGCUGCUCCUUUCACUGCGUAGUAUGACCGCCAUGUUGCAAGCCUUUUGAGGCAAUGAUUCACGCAGUCCUCCCGCAGUACUGCUGUAGCAGCAUAAGGUUGCCUUCGAACAUUUAGAGGUGCUGUGCUUUCAGGUUUAGCCAAACCCCUGCAGUAGAUGUGAGCCUGGGGUGUUGUUCGUGUUGGGUGUACGAUCCAUUUUUUAUCCACUAACAAUAGAAUUAACAAGCCAGAUUCCACGCGUACGGUACACACAACCACUAGUCUACAGAACAACAUCAUUUUCCCGGACAAAACGACAAACACCCUCCCCCGUCUACAGACCGUUGAGGGCCUUGAUCGCUUCCAGAGGAGUCGGAAACGCGGCUGGCACCGGUUGCACGCCCUCCAGCACGUCUUCUCGCCUACGCGUUCGCCUUAGCCACGGGCCUGCCUUCUUGAUGAAUUCCUCGGGAUUUGGUCUGAGGAUUGCCUCCCAGUCCAUUUGCACGUUCACGGGGAGGGGCUCGGUCAGCCGCCAACCCGCCGCUGCCAUAAGCCCCGACAGAACGAUGUACCCGCACGCCGCGCUGCCGCGGCUAAGGGGGCCAAAGUUAACCCAGUAGUAAAACAUGGUCAAGAUCAGGUCGCACACGACGUCUUCCCUGUUGUUGGCUUCCCCCUCUUCCCCUCGGCAGUCUGC
This is a messenger RNA of Ectocarpus siliculosus, 1809 nucleotides long. Lineage: Eukaryota; Phaeophyceae; Ectocarpales; Ectocarpaceae. The record is from the annotation of a GenBank genome assembly.